AUAUUAUCUUGACCCGGCCCAUAUUCUCCCUCCAAAAACACUUGCAAAGUUACAAUAGCACAACGGAUAAGUCUCCAACAUUUCCUUGCAUUCAAGGCUCUUAAGGUGAUGCGAAAGUAAUGGAGAUGUUUUUACGAUUAUGUUCCUUAAAAUGGAAGAGAGUGACUGCAUUGCAGGAUGUGAAGACUCGAAAUCUGGAAUAAUGGGACUGUUGUAUGGAAAUGAAGAGUUCUUUAGUCUUCUUUUCUGCUUGUUAUUAUCGAGUCUUGUCACAUCAUCCCCGAUGGAGUUCCGGUACAAAUGGUCUUCCUUUCCAGCUCAGGAAGUCGUCUGCUGUGAGAAAUUUUUCUUCCUUCAAUUUGGAUAGAAGCAGACCUUUCCCUGAUUAUUCACCUAAGAAACCCACUAUUAAAGAUUCUGAACUAAUCCAUCGUAUAUCGACUGCAAUCAAGCAGCGUCAGUUUGAGCCUCUUCCUCGUAUCCUAAAGCCUUUUGAAUCAAGAUUUAGACCUGACCACCUGAUUUGGGUUCUGAUGAACAUCAGAGAUAAUUAUAAAGUAGUUGUGGAUUUUUUUGACUGGUGGUGCAUGCGAAGGGAGCCAACGCUAGAAGCUCGCUGCAUUGUAAUUCAUAUAGCUGUUGCAGCAAAGGACCGAAAAAUGGCUCACGAGUUUAUUCGUGAUUUUUGGACAAAACCUACUCUAGAUGUUAGUCUAACAUUUCCAAAAUUUUUUGAAAAGAUAAUAUACACUUACAAGAAUUGGAGCUCUAAUCCUCUUGUCUUUGAUAUUGUUUUCCAAGUUCUUGUUGAAAGCGGGAAUCUUGAAGAAGCCCACAUUUUUUUUGGUAGAAUGUUGAGUUAUGGGGUAGUUCUAUCAGUCGAUUCUUGUAACGUUUUUCUUUCUUCUUUGUCUAAAAAUGUUGAUACACAUAAGAAAACAGUUGAGGUCUUUACUGAGUUUCCGGAUUUGGGCAUUUGCUGGAACACGAUGUCGCAUAAUAUAAUGAUCAGCUUUCUCUGUAGAAUUGGGAAAGUUAAAGAAGCUCAUAAUUUGCUCCUGCAAAUGGAAUAUCGUGGCUGUAUUUCUGAUGUUAUAAGUUAUAGCUCUGUAAUUGAUGGUUAUUGUCAUUGUGGAGAACUUCAAAUUGUGCUGAAAAUACUCGAAGAAAUGCAAUUUAAAGGACUAAAUCCGAACUCUUUUACCUUGAAUAGUUUAAUCCUUCUUCUUUGUAAGACUGGCAAAGUGUUGGAUGCUGAGAGGGUUCUUAGGGAAAUGACGUGCCAGGGUAUGGUUCCAGAUUCUGUUAUUUACACAACUCUCAUCGAUGGUUUCUGCAAAGCUGGGAGUAUCACAUCUGCAUAUAGGUUGUAUGAAGAGAUGUGCAGUUUAUACAUUCAUGUGGAUUUGAUAGCAUAUACUGCUCUGAUCUGUGGUCUCUGUCAAGGGGGAAAUAUUGUUGAAGCAACAAAGCUUUUUCGUGAAAUGCCCAGCAAAGGUUUAGACCCAGAUGAAGUUAUUUUUACUGCGCUUAUUGAUGCUUAUUGCAAGGCAGGGGAAAUAAAAGAGGCAUUUUCUCUUCACAACGAGAUGGUACAUCUAGGGCUGAAGCCAAAUAUUGUAACUUAUACUGCAAUCUGUGAUGGGCUAUGUAAAAGUGGGGAUGUAUAUGCAGCUAAUGAGCUUCUACAUGAAAUGUGUGGAAAGGGUCUCAAAUUGAAUAUUAUCACUUACAACGCACUCAUUAAUGGACUAUGUAAAAUGGGUAAUAUAGCAGAGGCUAUAAAGCUAGUGCAAGAUAUGGAGGUGGCAGGGAUUUACCCUGAUGUUUUUACAUACACCACUGUGAUGGAUGCUUACUGUAAAUUAGGGGAAAUCGUCAAGGCUCAUGAGCUUCUUGGUGAAAUGUUGGACAAAGGGGUACAACCAUCUGUGGUGACAUUCAAUGUUUUAAUGAAUGGAUUUUGUAUGUCAGGGAUGGUAGAAGAUGGGGAGAGAUUAUUAAAAUGGAUGUUGGAGAAGAAUAUACUUCCAAACACUACCACCUACAAUUCUCUCUUGAAGCAGUAUUGCAUUGGAAACAAUAUGUGUUCUGCAACUGAAAUGUACAGGGGGAUGAAUAACCAGGGAGUGAUGCCAAAUGAAAACACUUAUAACAUAUUAAUAAGAGGGCAUUCCAAGGCAAGGAAUAUGAAGGAGGCAGGGUAUUUGUACAAGGAGAUGAUUGAAAAGGGAUAUAAACUAACAGUUGAUUCAUACAAUGCGAUCAUCAAGGGUUAUAUCAAAAGAAAAAAAUUUGCGGAGGCAGCAGAAUUGUUUAGAGAGAUGAGAAGAAAUGGUUUAGUUGCAGAUAGAGAACUGUAUAAUAUUUUUAUGGAAUUAAACUUUCAUGAAGGCAAUGUUGCAAUGACACUUGAGCUUUGUGAUGAGACAUUAGAGAAUUGUCUUGUGGAUAAAACCGAUAGCUGAAAAUUUUAGCUGGACUUGGACCACUGUCCUCUUUUGGAUGGCUUUAGAAUCAGUACUCCCAUGACUGAAAAUUCAAAGAGAUGUGCACAAUUGAAAUGCCAUGAGAACGUUUUGAACUAUUUCCUAGCGCAGGCACAGAAAAGCCUGCUGAAGAAGUUGGAUGUAAGCAGCACUGUUUGUAAAAAGCUCAGAGAGGGAGGUUUGCUCCCUAGCUAAUACCAGAAAAUUAUCUGGGAAAUGCUAUAGUGAGCACAUCUUGAGCAAAAAGGAGUUCAACAGCGGAAAAGUGACCUACCAAUCUCAGUCAGGGUUGUUGAUUCCUCCAGUAUCCUAUUGGAUGAGGCAAUUGCAAAAAUUAGCAAAGGGAAGGUCCAUUUCGGGGGUGAUGAUAUCUGUUUUUUUGGCGUUGCUAUUUGGAUCCAUUGUAGAUAGGAUUAAAGCAACAGAGAAUGGCAAAGGCGCUUUUUGACAGAACUUAAACCCCAACAUUAACAAAGACAGUGGAGAAUUUUUCUUCAAUGGUGAUGUGAAGGAUGUCUUGCUUCCUGAGCAUGGCGACAUGGUUGAGAGCUGCUACUACUAUAAAACGACAAUCGCAACUUCAGGUUUAUAAGCUAAUAAUUGAGUUUGGAUAUCAAUUUGUUCCAGCCAGAUAUUAAUAAAAAAAAAUCAUCUAGAUCUGAACUGUCUUUAAAUUACUAAAUUGAUUUGUUCUUUACCUCUGCUGUCUGAGGUGAAUAAAAAUUAAUAUUCCUUGUGUUUUAUUAGAUGUUUUGCAUGUACAAGAGACGAACUUGUAUAAGUGGAAAAUUUGUCUAUA
Molecule: messenger RNA, 3288 nt
Organism: Daucus carota subsp. sativus
Lineage: Eukaryota; Viridiplantae; Streptophyta; Magnoliopsida; Apiales; Apiaceae
Product: pentatricopeptide repeat-containing protein At1g05670, mitochondrial
Exons: 4
Coding region: 216-2468 (750 amino acids)
Molecular function (GO): protein binding
Source: RefSeq, a predicted model, not a curated record